AUGGUGAUUUGUGAUGGAUUCAAGAAUGGUGAAGUAACUUAUGUGGUGGAUGCAUAUGUCUCAAGGGGAAUGUCUGAUAUUUUCAAUGGAAAACUGAUGAUUACUUCCUCAGGUAGGUCAGAUUCCAUAGCAAGAGCACGACCAUUUCUCUCCGCAAUGUGUGAAAAGCUUUAUAUAUGUGAAGGUGAAGUUGGUGCUGGAAGCAAAGUCAAGUUGGUCAAUGAGCUGCUUGAGGGGAUUCAUCUUGUUGCUUCUGUAGAGGCUAUAUCUCUUGGUACUAGUGCUGGGAUUCACCCAUGGAUACUCUAUGAUAUCAUUUCCCAUGCUGCUGGAAAUUCAUGGGUUUUCAAGAAUCAUGUUCCACUAUUGCUGCGCAGUGAUGCAAAACAUAAUUUCUUGAAUGCUUUUGUUCAGAAUUUGGGCAUUACUUUGGACAUGGCCAAGUCUCUUAUAUUUCCAGUUCCAAUGUUGGCAGUUGCCCAUCAACAACUCAUGCUUGGUUCUUUGCAUGUCCAUGGAGAUGAUCAAGCUACCCCUUUGGUUAAGGUUUGUCUAUAG
Molecule: messenger RNA, 558 nt
Organism: Carica papaya (papaya)
Lineage: Eukaryota; Viridiplantae; Streptophyta; Magnoliopsida; Brassicales; Caricaceae
Source: RefSeq, a predicted model, not a curated record